Messenger RNA from Fusarium vanettenii 77-13-4, 636 nucleotides. RefSeq lists its product as uncharacterized. Lineage: Eukaryota; Fungi; Ascomycota; Sordariomycetes; Hypocreales; Nectriaceae. The record is from RefSeq and is a predicted model, not a curated record. Bases 1 to 636 code for a protein of 211 amino acids. The transcript has 5 exons.
AUGGGCCAUUGCCAGGGUGAUGAUUACUACGUCCUGGGUCGAGAUAUCUCCGACUCAAUCAGGCUUGAUGCCCAACAUCUGUUGUGGAAGCUUCACAACAGAUACACGUUGCAUCCUGCGAUCCCCAAGUCAGACCAUAUGAAAAUAGCCGAAGUCGGGACUGGCACAGGCAUUUGGCUGUUUGACUUGGCACAAGACCUCCCUGACACUGUCUGUCUCCACGGAUACGACAUCUCUCCUCGCCAAUUCCCCUCUGAGAAGCUAUGGACUUCCAACAUCAAGCUCAGCCUGAUGGAUUCUCUUCGUGACCCACCCGAAACUUUACACGGGAAGUAUGAUGUCGUGCACCUGCGCAUGUGGGCAAGUAACCUUAGAACUAGGGAUGUGAAGCUUGUGAUUUACAGCGCUUCCAAGUUGCUCAAAGCUGAGGGAUACAUCCAGUGGGAGGAGGCAAAUCUUCUAAAUCAAGAUGUGCGAGGUUUGGCAGGGAAGGAAUUUGAGGCCCUAGUCAACAAGCUUUUCGUAUCCGCAGGCCUCGACUACAGCUGGGUCACUCAUCUCUGCUCUUCUCUAUCGUCCAGUGGUAUGACCAUUGUCGAGCACAAAGAGCACCCUUUCGCAUCCGGGCUGAUUUAG